Molecule: messenger RNA, 4051 nt
Organism: Pogonomyrmex barbatus (red harvester ant)
Lineage: Eukaryota; Metazoa; Arthropoda; Insecta; Hymenoptera; Formicidae
Product: tetratricopeptide repeat protein 21B
Biological process (GO): protein localization to cilium; intraciliary retrograde transport
Cellular component (GO): intraciliary transport particle A
Molecular function (GO): protein binding
Source: RefSeq, a predicted model, not a curated record
AUGGAUGAAACGGAAUACAUAGCUUUAAUCGAGUGGCACUGCCGACAGCAUUAUUACAAUGGUAUGUUGGCUCAAAUCAAGCAAGCGCGCGACGCUUAUCCGAACAGCGAGCGGCUAAGGCUCCUGCUCUGUCUGGCAUAUGUUCUCGUUGGCAAAAGCCACGAGGCCAUCAAGGAGAGUGCCAGUUUGUUAAACUAUGCGGAUUUUAUAUUGCCUGCAUUACUCGUACAGAACAUUGCCCUGGUCGAUGGGGACAUAGAGAGGAGCACUGUAACUCAGAUGGAGAACAGAAUACGAGAUGAGCGCAGGAAAGCUUCUUGUGUCGCGUUGUAUCUCGCAGCGUCUAUGUCUUUUUCUCGUCGAGCGGACAAGGCGAAAGAAUACGUGGACAGGGCGUGCAAGCUGAAACCUAUGAAUAUCAAUGUGUUACUUGUCAAGGGAUGGCUGGAGCUUAGUUUAAAAUCCGGCGCAGAUGCAGUGGAGGCAGGAAACCUCUUUGAUUCCGUUCUGAAGGAAGAGCCGAGGAACUUGAGCGCGCUGUUAGGCUCCGCAGAAACGAAACAACGUGUCGGGGACUAUUCGGAAGCUACUCUCAUAUUAAACUCUUUGAUCGUACGUUACUCCAAGCAACCGCUGCCAUUGAUAGAGAAGAUGAAGUGUCUACUGGCGGCGAAAGAUUGGGAGCAAGUAUUAGAAAUGGUGAACCGUAUACUCUCGAUUGAAUCAAACAACUUGGAUGCUAUCAAGGCGAGCUCCGUGGUAGCUUUAUGCAGGGAUGGCAAUCCCAGCGAGGGUUUGCCGCAGUUGCAGCUGUUUCUGCGUAAUUUGCUGCUUGCUGAACCAAAGAACGUAUUUCUGUUGAUCGAGAACUUGCGACUAUUCGCUGGUAUAGCGUUCCAGGAUCACGGGAUCUUGUCAGAGCUGGCACGCAUGGCUGAGAAGAUGCUGCAAGCGACAUCGUCAAGCAACGCUGAGUUGAUGGCGGAGCUAGGCGAUCUGUAUGCUGCGCUGAAUAAUGUCAAGGACGCCGAACGCUGGUAUAAAAGCACCAUUCGCGCGGAUCCGUCUUCUUUCACAGCGCUUAUGGGAUUAGCUCAUUGUCAGUUAUUAGAGGGAUCCGCAGAGGAUCUGGACCAGGCGCGACAACAGGUGGAGAUUAUGAUGGAAAUACAACCACAUUCGAGGAAUGUACGAUUGUUGUUUAUGUCUGCAAAGAUUGCUUCUAAUGAAAAUCGCGUUAAGGCACUCGGUUAUCUGGAUACGGCGGCGAAUGUCUUGUUGAAGAGCAGCGAAGGACUUCCCUAUGGCUAUGAAUAUCUCACCGAGCUUAAACCAGAUCUGUGUCUUGAGAUUGCGAAGCAACGUUUAAUGUAUUCUUUGAAUAAAUCCCCGAUGAGCGACGAGCUGGGUAGUGCAGUCGAGAAGGAACCGAGUGUCCGUUUGUUGGAACGGCUAGUGGAGGCCUGUCCGGGAUCCAGCGUGGCUCUGCUGCUCCUCAGCAAGGCCCGAAUGCAGAGUGGAGAUUACGAAGGCGCGUUGAUUUUGCUGAGGAAAUUGUUGGAUACAGUAGAACCAUCUAAUGCACAGGCUCAUCUUACAAUGGCUCAAAUUCUGGCCUAUCAGGGCAAGUACCAGCUCGCUUCGCAAAGCUUAGAAGUUGGUCUGAGCUAUAACUUCAAGAUCCGAGACGAACCAGUCUAUCAUCUGAUCAUCGGCAUGGUGCAGCGAGAAACUGGUGAUUUGGAGAACUGUAUUAAAAGUUGCCAGACGGCCAUGUCACUGGCCGGAUUGACUGGGGGCAGCAAUAGAAAAUCCGACAUGUCCACAUCCGACCGAGCCACCUUGUAUUUAGAACUGAUUGCGGCAUAUAGCAAGGCAAAGCGUUUUACUGAGGCACUGGCAGUAAUCGACGAGGCGAAAAUAAAUCUUGCCAAUACUACUGAGCUUGGAAGAAUCACUAUUGGUACUGCCGAGGUCUAUCUAGACAUGAAAGAAUUGGAGAAUGCUAUAAGCUGCUUGCAAAAUAUUCAUCCAGGGCAACCAUAUUACUUGCAGGCACACACUAGAUUGGCUGAAAUCAAUUUAAAUUACAGGAAGGAUCGUCAGGCGUUCGCCAAAUGUUUUAGAGAAUUGGUUGAGCAUUGUCCCGGACCGAGAACGUAUAGUAUGCUGGGUAACGCUUACAUGUCCAUACAAGAACCUGAAAGAGCGAUAGAGGCAUACGAGCAAGCGCUCUCACAAAAUCCAAUUGAUAAAGUGAUUAUCGCGAACAACAUGGGUAAGGCGCUUGUCAAGGCACAUCAAUACGCAAAAGCGAUCAAUUAUUACAAGGAUAUAGUGAAACAGGAAAAUUGUGCAGCCUUAAAAUUAGAUCUGGCUAAAUUGUAUAUGAAGAUGAAACAGUAUGACAAAGCGGAAGCCACUUUGGUGCAAGAGCUGCAAAACAAGCGAGGCGAGACCGAUAUUCUAAGUUUAGAGAUGAGAGGACAAGAAUUAUUAUUACUCGCCAAGGUGCGUGAGAAAUCGGGCAACGUUAGAGGCGCAUUGGCUACUUUGAAGGAAGCCAAGGAGAAUCAGCAUCGAUAUAUCCAGCGUAUCGCCAUUUCGCCAGACGUCGCAGAUCAGAAACAUAUGUUGGCAAAUAUCUGCCUAACAAUGGCUGACUACGCGUCGACCUUACGCAAUUAUGAUGAAGCCAUCGUGUAUUACAAGGAAGCAUUGGCUCACAAACCUACCGACGUGAAUGCUCUACUCUCCUUGGCAAAGUUGUAUAUGCAGAUGAACAACUUAGACCGGUGCGCACAGAAUUGUUCUAUUUUGCUGAACGCCGAUCCUAAUAACGAGGCUGCAUCUGUGAUGAUGGCGGACCUCGCGUUUCGUAAAGUGGAUUUCGAGACCGCGGCAUUCCAUUUUCGACAAUUGUUAAUACGCCAACCUACUUAUUGGACCGCCCUGGCAAGAUUGAUAGAAGUUUCGCGCAGGACAGGUGCUAUGGAUGAUCUUGACGAAUGGUUGCAACGUGCGCAGGUCGCGAUGGGCAUCGGCAAUGUCGAGGCUGGUUUUUAUUAUUGUGCCGGAUUGCUAGAUUGGCGAACCGGCAAGCUGAACUCUGCUCUUCGCAAUUUCAAUUUCGCGCGACGCGAUCCAGAAUGGGGCCAACAAGCAAUCUAUAACAUGAUUGAGAUUUGUUUGGAUCCGGACGAUGACACUACUCUAUCAAACGAGGCCUUCAAUGACGAAGAUGCUGAAUAUCAGGAUUCGAGAACAAUGGCUUUGAGGACGGCCUAUCGAUUGCUGCAAGAAUUGAAUCCCAAGGGAAGUCCUCACGAGGAACUGACUCAUAAGCUUCUCAGCAACUUCUUUCUGUUGGCCACUAAGCAAAAAUCCAACAUCGAGAAAGUUCUGCAGGAUUGUACUGCAUUGGCUAGUCAGGAAAAUUUGAGAGAUCAUGUAGGACCUGCUCUUGGUAUGGCUACCGCACAUAUCCUGCUAAAGCAAACUCCGCGCGCCCGGAAUCAUUUAAAGCGCGUCAGUAAGAACGUUUGGACUUUUGAGGACGCCGAAUACUUGGAGCGUUGCUGGUUACUGUUGGCAGACAUCUACGUGCAAUCCAGUAAAUAUGAAUUGGCGAAUGAGCUGCUAAAACGAGUGCUGCAACAUAACGCUACCUGCGUGCGGGCUCACGAACUAUCGGGCUACAUUGCCGAGAAGGAUCAGAAUUAUCGCGAUGCGGCAGCGAGAUACGCUCAAGCCUGGAAAUGCGGCGGCAAAACGAAGCUAUCAGUUGGCUACAAGUUGGCUUACUGCUGUUUAAAGGCGAAAGCCUACGCUGACGCGAUUGACGCGUGUAACGAAGUGUUGAAACAGAAUACGGAUUAUCCAAGGAUCAGGAAAGAUAUCUUGGAAAAAUGUAUUAAUAAUCUUCGCACAUGAAUCAUCCGGAUUCGUGCAACUUGGACUAAUGUUGAUCGAUCGUUUACUUGUUACGUUAUACAUUGUAUACACAUCCGUUCUUUUAGUUACUUAAUAAAGAUAUAUAUUAUUUUAGAAC